GUCUGAGAAGCAGCUGCCCCUCGUCACUCGGACGAAAGCCCCCGCGCGGUGACCGCCCCGGGUCCCGCCCCCGCCCCGCCCCCGCCCAGGUUCAUUACUGUGCCCCAGAGACACGCCAGCAGGGGACUCUGCAGGGACCGCGCUCCGGGGCCCUGCCGCUCUGGGGAUGGAGAGGACGGAGAGGUCGGAGAGGUCGGAGAGGAGGGCUCGGAGCUCCUCCAGAGAGGCCCACGGGAGAGGCGGCAGGUCCCCCCACAAGGACAACAAGAGGGCGAAGGCCGAGCGGGGCGGUGGAGGCCGCGGGCGCCGGGAUGCGGGGCGCGAGCCGCGGGACCUCGGGCGGGCAGGGAGGCCGGCGGAGCCGGAGCCCCGCGCGCCGCCCGCAGCCACCGUGGUGGACGUGGAUGAGGUCCGCGGCUCCUGCGAGGAGGGCACCGAGGUGGUGGCGCUGCUGGAGAGCGAGCGGCCCGAGGAAGGUACCAAGUCUUCUGGUUUAGGGGCCUGUGAGUGGCUUCUUGUCCUCACGUCCCUGCUCUUCAUCAUCGUGACCUUCCCUUUUUCCAUCUGGUUCUGCAUCAAGGUUGUGCAGGAAUAUGAGAGAGUAAUUGUACUCCGACUAGGACACCUGCUCCCUGGAAGAGCCAAAGGCCCUGGCCUUUUCUUCUUCCUGCCCUGCCUGGAUACCUACCACAAGGUUGACCUUCGUCUCCAGACCUUGGAGAUACCCUUUCACGAGGUUGUCACCAAAGACAUGUUCAUAAUGGAGAUAGACGCCAUCUGCUACUACCGAAUAGAAAACGCCUCUCUCCUGCUGAGCAGUCUCGCUCAGGUGUCCAAGGCGGUCCAGCUCCUCGUGCAGACCACCAUGAAACGCCUGCUGGCGCACCGGUCCCUGGCUGAGAUCCUUCUAGAGAGGAAGAGCCUCGCCCAAGAUGUAAAGGUCGCCUUGGAUUCAGUGACCUGUAUUUGGGGACUCAAAGUGGAGAGAACAGAAAUUAAGGACGUGAGGCUGCCGGCCGGGCUGCAGCACUCCCUGGCUGUGGAAGCCGAAGCGCAGAGACAGGCCAGAGUGCGGAUGAUCGCGGCGGAAGGGGAGAAGGCCGCCUCCGAGUCCCUGAGGAGGGCGGCUGAGAUUCUGUCAGGCACACCGGCUGCCGUGCAGCUCCGAUACCUCCACACCCUUCAGUCCUUGUCCACGGAGAAGCCCUCCACCGUGGUGUUGCCGCUGCCGUUUGACGUGCUGAAUUUCCUGUCUUCUCCCAGCAGCCGAACUCAAGGGAGCAUCCCCUUCCCCAGUGCUUCCAGACCAGUUGAACCACUGAAUCCUAAAAAGAAAGACUCCCCCAUGUUAUAGGAGGCGCGAAGGAUAAUGAGAAUGUGCAGGGGCCUGCCACGGAACAGCCACGUCCCCGAGUGUCCUCGCUUCCCGCCCUUCCUUCGGUCUCCAGGUAGAACGUCCUUGGAAUGUGUGAUGUCACCGUGCAUGAGAAGACUGUGACAUCACGUGGUGUCGGAGAAGCCAUGUAUCAAGUUUAAAUGGACCAUCCAAUCAGACUACUUACGGGAAAGAGCUUUAGCCAGCCUGCUACUUCGGAAAGGAUUUUGAGUCUAUAUAUGGCUAGACCCAGACUUCUGAAGAUGUGGUUCAAAGGUCCUUGGUGCUGUACGCCCUCUGGCCCUUCGGUGAGGUCUUUGCUGCCCCCAGGCCCCUUCCGCAGGCCCCUGUCAUUGUGCCAUCACACUGGAAUGUGCAGUCCUGGCUCGGGAUGCAGGCUUCCCUCCCUCUUUACUGGGAACCCAGAGGUACAGCUUAGGCACUUCCCCAACCACACUCA
Phyllostomus discolor (pale spear-nosed bat) is the source of this 1835-nucleotide messenger RNA. RefSeq names its product NPHS2 stomatin family member, podocin (gene NPHS2). The transcript has 8 exons. Bases 167 to 1354 code for a protein of 395 amino acids. Gene Ontology annotation, cellular component: plasma membrane. The record is from RefSeq and is a predicted model, not a curated record. NCBI's taxonomy places the organism in Eukaryota, Metazoa, Chordata, Mammalia, Chiroptera, Phyllostomidae.